AUGCAUGCACAUCCACAGGAGUCCCGCAAAGCUGUUGGUCUGGAUAUCCGAAUGGGCCCUGAGCUAGACAUUUUGUCUCCGACCGGGUUCUUGCAGCACAUCUACCAGCUCUGCCGUGUGAAACCAGGAAGAAAGGAGAUCGAAGACCUACCCCUAUACAAGCCUUUGCCACAUCAACUCCCCAAGCGGGAAUCGAAAUCUGCACUUGUGCCUGCUACAAGGGUCAAAGGCAAGUCUUCUUUGGAUACUGGCAAGGCCCGAAAAGUUACCUGGGAGGAGAAAAAGCCGAAAGACAUGAAGAAGGUUCAGAAGAAAGAGAAGCAGAGGAGCACGGCCAAGAAGACCAGCAAGGAGAAGGAGAAGGAUCAGAAAGCAAAGCGCAAGGAGCAGGAAAAGAAGAGAGAGCUUGUUAAGAAGAAUCAGGAGAAAAAAGAAAACAAAGAACAGGCCAAGAAAGACAAGAAGGCCAAGGAGGCCAAGGAGGCCAAGGAGGCCAAGGAGGCGAAGGAGGCCAAGGAGGCCAAGGAGGCCAAGCAGGCAAAGGAUGCAAAGGAGGCCAAGCAGGCCAAGGAGGCCAAGGAGAAGAAAAGAGAGAAGGAGGAAAAGGAGGAACAGGAGAUGAGAAAGAGAGACAAGAAGAGUGCAAGCAAGACAGAGAAGCUGAAGAAGAGAAAAGCUUCUGAAACACCUACGAGCUGUGGAGGAAGUGUUAUUGUCACUCCACCCCCUACAAGACGUCUUGAGACCCCGUCCGAGGACAUCUUCUCACCACCUGCUGCUGUGCCCCCAGCUGAUCUGUCAGACUUGGAAAAUGAUCAGAGGCUGGCGAAGUUGAAAGGUCUGACCUUGGAAGAACACCUGAAUGAGCUUUCCGAGAGAGAGAUCGAAAAGCACAUGCAGGAACUUGUGGCUGAGCAAGAAGCGAAGAAAAAACAAGAGACAGACACAGCAGCGCAAGACGAUGCUUCGAUCGAUGAUGACUCUGAUGAGGAAGAGCCAGAAGAUUCGCCUAUGGAAGAUGAAGAAGAGAAGGAUGAGGAGUUGGGAGAAGAUGGGGGAGAAGAUGAUGAAAGUCUGCCAGUUUCUUCUGAAGGUUCGAAUGAUGAUGAUGAUUCCUCAUCGGAUUCCAGCAGCAAUGAGAGCGCCAGUGACCCAGAUGAACAGGAUCCCAGCGGAGAGACAGGGAAAGAUCACCAGGUGGCAAAGCUUGCUGAAGGAGCAGUUGUGGUUGCAGAGAAGCAGAUGGAAACAAAGAAGAAAGCAAACAGUACGACCCACAAGAAGGAGUGGGACAAGUUCAGCCGCCAAGUUCUGGACCGGCAGAAGUUCCCGGCAUCGCUUGCGUCGUAUUGUUUGCAGUCGAAGACGGACUUGUUCAACGAGUGGUUGGAAUGCAGUCAAGAUUGGUCUCGGGUUGAGUUGAACUACCAGAGAAAAGUGUCAACAAACAACAAGUACAAGAAGGGCAGACGUGGAAUGAAGCCCCGUGAAAUCAUUGAGCGUUAUGGAGAGGAGAAAGGGAAGGCCUUAAUGGCCAAACUGAAGACCAAAGAGAUGUAUGAGGAAGACGAAGACUUCCCCAAAGACGAGGAGGAAUACUGGUACUACGUUGGGCAAGGAGGAGAAAUCUCAAGGACAACUGGGGUUGAGGACAGCACAAGUCUCAACAUCAGGGACAAGAAGCCGAACAAAGAGAUGGUCGUGGCUUUGUCCGGUCCAGGUGGGCCACUGGGCGCCGGAGCAAUGCCCAGGGUUGGAAGAACCAGUGAAGCAGGUGAGAAGGCGAUCAUAGAGGCUUUGACUGAUGGGACUGUCAGCAAAGUCAAGAAAGAAAAACCAAAGAAGGCAGAGAAGACAGCAACGGCAGAAGAGAUGGGACCAAAGUCGAAACAGCAGGAGGCAGUUGAGAAGAAAGAGGAUGUGCUGAAGAAUGCAACUGAGGCAAGAAAAUAUGGCCUGGCUCUGAAGCACCUGGACUAUUCAGGUGAAUUGGUGCAAGGUCUCAUGGCCUUCUCAACGAAGAUGGAGAAAAUCUACGAGACAAUUCUCACAAUGGUCUCUUCUGGGGAGACUGAUGACCAAGAGUGGAACAAGAUCUUGGACGCAGUUGAUGCCCAAAUGCAGUGGUACCAACAAGCUGAGGCGGGGUAUGGCAUGGGUUCUCAAACCCAAAAUGUAAUUUGGGGCAACACGAUGCUAACCAUAUGUAUUCACAGUUCACGCCAUUAUUGGGACCUCAAAUCCGUUGAAUGUCACGAGUGGCACUUCAGAGAACCUUUGAAAGAAAAUAAUGCUGACCAUAUGUGCUCAUAUCUCGGUGUCAGAACCUUUGGAACAAAAUGA
Molecule: messenger RNA, 2343 nt
Organism: Cladocopium goreaui
Lineage: Eukaryota; Dinophyceae; Suessiales; Symbiodiniaceae
Source: the annotation of a GenBank genome assembly